Molecule: messenger RNA, 4643 nt
Organism: Nymphaea colorata (pocket water lily)
Lineage: Eukaryota; Viridiplantae; Streptophyta; Magnoliopsida; Nymphaeales; Nymphaeaceae
Product: pentatricopeptide repeat-containing protein At1g03100, mitochondrial
Exons: 4
Coding region: 283-2625 (780 amino acids)
Molecular function (GO): protein binding
Source: RefSeq, a predicted model, not a curated record
GUUGUUUACACCGAUGGAAGGAAACCACCUCGAGAAAGGACUGCUCCCGGAAGCGUUCGUGCGGAACCACCGCUACCACUGGCCGGCGUCCACAGGAAUCAUCAUUGGUUGUUCGGACACUCGCCCCCUUCUCCGGACUGCCGGAAGGUAGAUGAAUGGGACAGAGUGUUCUUCAGUUAGACGAAAGCUAUUUUGGUGGUAAACAUGAAGAGCUUUCAGAGAUCCUAUUUUGAUAUGAAUGAGGUUGUAAUUUGAGGUUAUAUUCACAAGUAUUUGGUGGCAAUGACUAAUGUCCGAUUGCUUCGAAGGUUUGGAUACCGGUUGAUUGGUUCACUUUCAGCACCCAACCUAUUGCCAGUAGUUGAUGUUGGUAAUUAUCGACCGUUGUUCCAUGCAAGGGCUCAGGUGGUUGGUCAGGGUUCAUGCAAUAGGAACAGCAUUGAACCAGCAUACUGCUCUAAGUGCUGUUGUUCCUCCCAGGCUUCGGCAUCUUUUACAGAUGAAUCGAUUCUUGUCCGGGCUAGGGAUCCAUCUCAGCUAGCUUUAGAACUUGGGAACGCACUUGAUGAACGGAGAUAUGAAGAUGCCUGGAAUGCUUAUGAGCGGUAUAAACAGAUUGAAGGUUUUCCUAGAAAAUCUGUUAUCAACAAACUCAUCUGUUGUCUGGCUGAAAGCCAGGACCGCCAGUGGCUUGAUAAAGCUUAUGGUGUGACAGUCUUGGCUUUUGACGAGCAUAAAAGGAAUUUGUUGGAGAAAGACACUCUUCUUUUUCUUUCUUAUGUCCUUGCAAGGGCUGGAUUACCAGUCCCUGCAUCUACGAUUUUAAGGAAAAUGGUGCAGAUGGAGGAAUUCCCAUCUAUAAAUGCAUGGUCCUCUAUAGCAGCGUAUAUGUCAUUAUCUGCAUCUGGUGCUUGGCUGGCUGCUGAGAUGGUGCUUGAGAAGUGCCAUUUUUUUAAGGACAACAGAGUGGAUCCUCGAAAAAAGUCCAACAGUUUGCUGCUUGCCAUGAAACCUAAUGCUUUAGUGUUCAACAUUUGUUUGAGUGCUUGUCUGGUUCAUGGAUCUACAAGGAAAGCAGAACAGCUUCUAGAGAUGAUGCCUCGCAUUGGGUUGAAAGCUGACGUUACAUUAUUGAUUAUGAUGGCACACAUCUGUGAGAAAAAUGGGCGCAUUGAUGAAAUCAAGAAACUGAGGCGGCACAUAGAUGAAAGCUGUCAAAUUGGAGACCGUCAGUAUCAAGAGUUCUAUAACUGUUUGCUUACCUGCCAUCUGAAUUUUGGUGAUCUGAAAUCUGCAUCGGAGAUAGUUUUGGAAAUGCUCCGAAAGGCAAAGGAAGCACGAGUGUCUCUUAAGGCAGCCAUGUCAGUUGUAGAAGCCAUCGAAUCUCAUAAACAAGGAUAUCUGGAGAAAACUGGUACAGGUAACAGUCUAGGUGAUAAUUCAUUUUCAAGCUUUCCUAGGCCAACAGAAACUUCUCUGCCAUCAUUUGUUGACUUUUGUCAGGAUUGGAAGUACUUGAGACUUGAGACAGAGGCCAAAGCGUUGCUCUCCUUGCUAUUGCAUAGAAUAAGUAAUCAUGUUUACCUGGUGGGAUCAGAAAAUGGGAUUCUGUACCCAACAGAGAAAGUAUAUGCAAAGCUUGUCAGAGCCUUUCUGGAACUGCGGAAAGUAGCUGAUUUGGCUGCAUUUUUAAUUUCAGCAAAUAAAGAAGAGACUCCCAUGUCCAUAGAGAACUCCAUUCCUGUGCAAGUCAUUCAUGCUUGCAUCUCAGUUGGGAAACUGGAAGAGGCACAUGACCUUCUUGAUGAGAUGAGAGUUGCGGGCGUUAGAACUGGUUCUUCUGUCUAUUCGUCCCUACUUAAAGCCUAUUGUAGGUUGAAUAAAAUUGGUGAAAUCACAUGUCUCCUAAAUGAUGCACGAAAAUGUGGGGUCCAACUUGAUGCUAGUUGUUAUGAGGCUCUUAUUCAUACACAGGUGUCUCGGAAGGAUAUCCACGGUGCACUUGGACUCUUCAAGGAGAUGAAGGAGGCAAGGAUUUCAAGCAACAGUUAUGAUGGUUUUGACUCAGUGAUAAAAGAAUGUGAAGCUAGCGGUCAAUCAAAGUUGAUGGUAAAACUGUUAGAAGAAAUCAAUGAUGACCAAAAGUUGCAGUAUGGUGUGCAUGACUGGAACAAUGUGAUUCAUUUUUUCUGUAAGAAGCAGUUGAUGCAAGAUGCACGAAAGGCUCUGAAGAAGAUGAAGGCGCUUGGGCAUCUUCCAAAUGCACAGACAUUUCAUUCCUUGGUGACUGGAUACUCUGCCGUAGGGGGAAAAUACCAAGAGAUUGCGGAGUUAUGGGGUGAAAUGAAAAUGUUCCCUUCUUCUGCUAUCAGAUUUGACCAAGAACUGCUGGACUCUGUGUUGUACAACUUUGUUAGAGGUGGAUUUUUUCAGAGAGCUAACGAAGUAGUCAAUAUGAUGGAACAUACAGGCAUGUUCAUUGACAAGUUCAAGUACAGGCAACUUUUCUUAAAAUACCACCGAACACUUUACAAGAACAAAAAGGCUUCUAACUUCCAGACUGAAGCUCAAUGCAGGAAAAGGGAAGAGGCCUUAGUUUUCAAGAGUUGGGUUGGCUUGACCUGAACCAACCUACAUGUUCUCGGGGACUUGGAUAGCCAGUUUUUGAGGCAUACCAUAUAGCCGGAAGUUCAAGAACCCAACAUCAUCGCAGUCUCAAACUGGUUGUUCUAUUGUUGUUUUUUACUCCUGUUAUUAAUUCCUUCCUCAUAAUGCAUACUGGACACUCUAUAAACUGGCUGCAGCUUUCUGCAUUUGUGCAUAUAACAUAGCUGCUGGACAGUUGAAUUUCCAAUCUGGAAAAGGAGGUGUUCAUGAUGAUGAUAUAUGGAGCGCCAUUGAUCCUUAUGUUCCAUAGUUGUCCCAAUUUUCUACCGUGUCUAGGAAGGUUCGUCUGCUUUCCUCCAAAGGAAUGAACAUUUUUGGCUCAUUGUGGAAAAUGUGGAAAAAGAUUUAUUGGUUCUGGAACAUGCUGGUUUUCAUCAGGCAUCUAAAGAUGUAUGUCUAAUCGUUCUCAGUGUGUCUGAGGUUAUAGAUGUUUCCGGGAAAGGUCAAAAUAGCUGGCUGACUAACUUUUGUUGUGAAGACAGUUUAUAUGUCUUUGCAUGGACGCGCAUGCUCCUCACGAAAAGAAGGAUCUGGUUUGGUUUGGCCAUUGAUUUUCAUUCUGUGUAAUCACACCGUCCGUCACUGCAGAAAUGUUUUAGAUGUCUUCAUUGGGAAAAAGUUGAAAAGGCAAACCCUUGUGGCCUUCCAUAUCACGAGCUACCAGAACUCUCCUGAGUUCGGAUGGAAUUUUGACUCUCAAGACAGUGUUCGUUUAAGUUGAUCAUGUUUAUUUGAAACGCUUUGGUUUUCUUUUGGAGCUUGGAGGCACUCAACUUGCAAGGACACUGGUGGAUCUAAUACAGGGAAGGUUGGCUGCUGACCCUGUAAUAUGUUUGGUUACUGGUUAAGCUAAUUUUUCUAAUACCCGUUUCUGGGAAUUGUAACCUUGCUUUCCUGAACAAUCAGUCACUGAUCGAGCUAUUUGUAAAUUCUACAACAUUCUCUUCUUCAGACCAAGGUUUAGAAGAUGACUUGCCAAGACUUAGGCUUGGUCCGCCUGAUUUGACCACUGUAACAUGUAACGAAGCUGCCUAAUUUCAUGCAUAGCUGAAUUCUGGACGUUUGCAUGGUCCGGAGGUUAGAUGAGCAAGAGGAGGUAGAUCCUUGAUGAGGACCAUCAAGUUAUUCGUGUGGUGUGGAAGCACAGUAAUUUUUUGCAUACUCAAAUAAUUGUCGCGUCGCCUUUUCAUUGAUCUUGAGAAAAUGGGAUGAUUGUGUAUUGCAAUGAAAGAUACAAGAUGCACGAGGCAUGAAGUUCCUUUUAUCCACUUGGAAGGAGAUUUUCAUUGCUAAUGUAGUUUUUCCUUUUCACAGAUUCUUGGCUGCCUCUGCAUGAUUGUGCCUGUUCCCUUCCAUACUUUGGAGCUUGUCAUUGUUUACAUGCUCUUACCGUUUCAGGUGGCCCUUUGUCUGCUGGAAGAGGCGUUGUUGGUGGUCAACGUAUAGGAUCCAUAUUUGAUCCAUGUACAUCUGAUUCUCCAGAGCUGUCAGUCUGUUCGUUGGAUCUUAUACACUUACAAAAAAAUUUUCAUUGAUUUGCAGGCAGUGCCCAAGUUGGUUCCAUUCGCUCUGGCAAGGAAUUCACUCAAGUAUGGGUUCUGAAAACUUGCUCAAUUUGAUGCUUGUACCUGAGUCUUGCCAAAUGGACCAGACGACUCAGUCUCUCUAAAACCAAGAAAGAGAGGGUAAAAAUGGUUUCGAUAGAUGAUUGGUGGAACGAGAAUUACCAUGGAUGGUACUCACUAUAAGAUAUCAGUUCGUUCAAAGCUGGAUGGUUUGUGGAUUAUCAUCAGUACGGUUUCAUAAGCCAACAAGGGCUUCUGUUUACCUGGAUAAUACCUAAAUUUAAGAGGACCCAGAAGCACGGGAGUUUUCUUGCUGCUGUUCUCAUAAUUUGGUAAAGGUUAUUGUGUCUAAUUUCAACUUGUCUCAGAGAACCAAGUCUACAUUUGAAUGACUUCGAACUUCUUGGUUCA